Messenger RNA from Branchiostoma floridae (Florida lancelet), 2289 nucleotides. Its product is annotated as CTP synthase 1-like. The record is from RefSeq and is a predicted model, not a curated record. The coding region runs from base 93 to 1997 and encodes 634 amino acids. Gene Ontology annotation, biological process: CTP biosynthetic process; pyrimidine nucleobase biosynthetic process. The transcript has 15 exons. Gene Ontology annotation, molecular function: identical protein binding; CTP synthase activity. Gene Ontology annotation, cellular component: cytoophidium; cytoplasm. Lineage: Eukaryota; Metazoa; Chordata; Leptocardii; Amphioxiformes; Branchiostomatidae.
CCAAUUUCGGCGUUCCCACACGAGGGAAGGCCGUGCGAAGGUUUUCUCACACCACGACACGACAGUGGUUUUCCUAAGGAUUUUCCUUCCAGAUGUUUUCACGUCUUAUAGCAAGACUAGCGAGAAACCCAAGUAGAAUCAAAUUUUGUACUUAUCCCGGAAAUUCAGUUCCCACCCUGGCUUCCUCUACGAUGAGUUCCAACAUGAGGUACAUCCUGGUGUCCGGAGGUGUGAUCAGCGGGAUCGGGAAGGGUGUCAUCGCCAGCAGUAUCGGCACCAUCCUCAAGUCCUGCGGGUUAAAGGUCACCUCCAUCAAGAUCGAUCCUUACCUCAACAUUGAUGCUGGGACAUUCUCUCCGUAUGAACAUGGGGAGGUAUUUGUGCUUGAUGAUGGAGGAGAGGUGGAUCUGGACCUGGGGAACUACGAGCGCUUCCUGGACGUGAAACUGACCCGAGACAACAACAUCACCACAGGCAAGAUCUACCAGUCUGUCAUCAGCAAGGAGAGGAAGGGAGACUACCUGGGCAAGACUGUGCAAGUUGUUCCCCACAUCACUGAUGCCAUCCAGGAGUGGGUCCAGCGGGUUGCUAAGAUACCCGUGGACGGGAAGGAUGAAGAACCACAAGUCUGUGUGAUUGAGCUUGGAGGCACCAUUGGUGACAUUGAAGGCAUGCCCUUUGUGGAAGCAUUCCGACAGUUCCAGUUCAGAGUGAAGAGAGAGAACUUCUGCUGUGUGCACGUCAGUCUGGUGCCUCAGCCCGGCUCCACAGGAGAACAGAAGACCAAGCCCACCCAGAACAGUGUGAGGGAGCUGAGAGGGCUUGGUCUUUCCCCAGACCUGGUUGUUGCUCGCAGUCAGAACCCGAUUGGGCAGGGUGUGAAAGAGAAGAUUUCCAUGUUCUGUCACGUGUCACCUGAUCAGGUGAUCUGUAUCCAUGACUGCAGCUCCAUCUACCGUGUACCUGUCAUGUUGGAGGAACAGAACGUCAUCCGCUUCUUCGCCGAGCGUCUCAACCUGCCCAUACCUACCGUCAACGGUGGAAAGCUGCUCCGCAAAUGGAGAGACCUGUCCGACAGAUUUGACCACCUGCGUAAGGAAGUGUCCAUUGCCCUGGUAGGGAAGUACACCCAGCUGGAAGAUGCCUAUGCCUCUGUCCUCAAGGCUCUGAAACAUGCUUCUCUAGCCUGUAAUCACAAACUUACACUCAGGUACAUAGAGGCUGCUCACCUGGAGGAAGAGAGCAUGCACUCCGACCCUGUACGCUAUCACGAGGCGUGGUCACAGCUCUGUAGCUCUGACGGUGUUCUUGUUCCUGGAGGCUUUGGUGUGAGGGGAGUUGAAGGGAAGAUUCGGGCUGCUGAGUGGGCCAGAAAAAACAAGAGACCUUAUCUGGGAGUGUGUCUGGGUAUGCAGGUGGCUGUGAUCGAGUAUGCCAGGAACAUUCUGGGGAUCAAGGAUGCCCACUCCACAGAGUUUGACCCUAAGACAGCGAACCCACUUGUGAUUGACAUGCCUGAACACAACCCUGGCAACAUGGGGGGCACCAUGAGGCUGGGCCAGCGCAGGACCAUCUUCAAGACAGAUGACUCGGUCCUCAGGAAGCUGUACGGUAAGCCAGAUUACGUUGAGGAGAGACAUCGGCACAGGUACGAGGUGAACCCUGAGUACGUGGACCAGCUGCAGAAGAAGGGACUGCACUUUGUUGGGCAGGAUGUGGAGGGGGAGAGGAUGGAGAUUGUGGAGCUGGAAGACCACCCCUACUAUGUUGGUGUCCAGUACCACCCAGAGUUCCUGUCUCGCCCGAUGCGCCCGUCCCCGCCCUACCAGGGGCUCCUCCUGGCGUCUUGCGGCAAACUGCAGUCCUACAUCUCCCGCGGCUGCCGGUACUCCCCGCGGGAAACAUCGUUCUACAGCGACACCAGUUCUGAGGAGGAUGAUCUUCCAUCUUUCCAAAGUCCGCCUCGUAACAACUCACAGUCCUCUGGAGCUGAAUAGGUCCCACACUGUAACCAUAUCUCCACUCUAACUGUUGUUUUUAGGGUCUACCGUACAGAUAAAAUUUGGGCCAUCUUAGACUUCCAAACUUCCUUCAUUUUUGAAAAGUAUAAUGUCCAGGAACUACAGAUCUGUUUGCUGGAUUUCUUCACAAUAUGACUUCGUGAAAACUUUUGAUUCCCAAGCAUAUCAACUAGUGUUGAAGUCUCUGCCAAUUUCAGGGUCUUUUCUAAUCUAUACCAGGUCAAAGACAAGAACAUCUUUAGUAAUUUGUAUAUGUGCCAUUUUUACA